Molecule: messenger RNA, 3423 nt
Organism: Ceutorhynchus assimilis (cabbage seed weevil)
Lineage: Eukaryota; Metazoa; Arthropoda; Insecta; Coleoptera; Curculionidae
Source: the annotation of a GenBank genome assembly
GCUGUUUUGUUUAGACUGAUCUACUGAUCUUUAUAAUUUUGAAAAAAAAUUGCACUAGCUUCACCAUCCGAAAACGCUAUCUUGACCACGAGUCUUUUAUGUCAUGUCAUGUCACUAUAAAUCAUGUCAUGUGUCAAGUCAUGUUUAGAGGUUAAGAAGUGAUGUGAAUUGUUGACUGUCCUUGUGGAAGUUUUCCAAAAUAAACUAUUAAUUAUUUGAAGAGGGAAUAAUAGCAGUUCAAUUACGAUCGACAUUAUUUCCAAGAAGUUUCAAAUUGUCGGUUGCUUAGAUAGUAUUCAAGCAUGGCUUCUGACAAAGAAACAGACCCCAGGGUCCUUGUACAAGAGGACUCUGAGGGCAAAGCAUCGAAAGAAAAAGGUAAUGAUAAUAAAAAGAAGUCGCAAGAUAAAAGAAGGCAUAGUAGAUCUCGGUCUAAAUCUCCAGACAGGGAACAGCGACGUGAAAAAAGGCGAAAACGAAAAGGUUCUGAUGAGUACCAAAUAAUGCCCCGCUAUUAUGGUGAUGACAAAAAAAAAGAAAAUAGCGAUAAAUAUUGGAGUAAGUAUCCAAAGAAAGACGAACAUCGAGUUGGUAAGAGAUACUAUGAAGAUGACCCAAAUAAUUCUGAUGAUGAGAAUGUGGAAAACAAGAGAGCAGGGAAAAAAGCUUCCAAAGACGACAAAAAAGUAGAAGAUAAAUCGGUCAUUAAACCUCGUGAAAGAAAAACGGUAGAUCUUCUAACAUCACGUACUGGAGGGGCUUAUAUUCCCCCUGCAAAAUUGCGAAUGAUGCAAGCAGAAAUAACCGAUAAAUCUUCAGCAGCAUUUCAAAGAAUUGCUUGGGAAGCUUUAAAAAAGUCAAUUCAUGGAUUCAUUAACAAAAUAAACACGUCAAACAUUGGAAUUAUUGCAAGGGAAUUGUUGCAUGAAAAUAUAAUCAGAGGCAGAGGUUUAUUAUGUAAAUCAAUUAUUCAAGCUCAAGCAGCUUCACCAACAUUUACCAAUGUAUAUGCAGCUUUAGUUGCUGUUAUAAAUUCGAAAUUUCCCAAUAUUGGAGAACUUUUACUCAAAAGAUUGGUAUUACAAUUCAAAAGAGGCUUCAAACAAAAUAAUAAAACCAUUUGUAUAUCAGCAUCAACAUUCAUUGCCCAUUUGGUUAACCAGUCUGUUGCACAUGAAAUUUUAGCACUGGAAAUUUUAACGCUACUUAUUGAAACUCCUACUGAUGAUUCUGUAGAAGUUUCAAUUGCAUUUCUAAAGGAAUGUGGACAAAAGCUCUCAGAGGUUACAAGCAGGGGAAUUAAUGCUAUUUUUGAAAUGCUAAGGAAUAUUUUGCACGAGGGAAAAUUAGAAAAAAGGAUCCAAUACAUGAUUGAGGUCAUGUUUCAAAUAAGGAAAGAUGGUUUCAAGGAUCAUGCUGCAGUUAUUGAAGAGCUGGACAUUGUGGAAGAAGAUGAUCAGUUCACUCAUUUGAUAAAACUUGAUGAUGUAGUACAGGCAGAUACUGAUGACAUAUUGAAUGUCUUCAAGUUUGACGAUGACUACCAAAUCAACGAAGGCAAAUACAAAAUUUUAAGCAAAGAAAUUUUACAAAGUGAUGGAGAAUCGGGAUCCGGAGAAUCAGGCUCGGAAGAGGAUUCAGAUGAAGAUAGUGACGAAGAUGAUGAAGAGGAGGAAGAAAAAAAGGACCCAGGCACUAUUAUUGACAACACUGAGACAAAUUUGAUAGCACUAAGAAGAACCAUUUAUUUGACUAUUCAAUCAAGUUUGGAUUUUGAAGAAUGUGCACAUAAGCUACUGAAAAUGGAGCUAAAACCUGGUCAGGAAAUUGAGCUUUGUCAUAUGUUCUUGGAUUGCUGCGCCGAACAAAGAACCUAUGAAAAAUUCUAUGGGCUAUUAGCCCAAAGAUUUUGUCAAAUAAAUAAAACCUAUGUGGAACCGUUUCAACAAAUUUUCAAGGACACUUAUUCAACAACUCAUCGAUUGGACGCAAAUAGGCUGAGAAAUGUGAGCAAAUUCUUUGCGCAUUUACUUUUCACAGACGCAAUAAGUUGGGAAUGUUUAGAAGCCAUGAAAAUGAAUGAGGAAGACACUAACAGUUCUAGCAGAAUUUUCAUUAAAAUUUUGUUUCAAGAAUUGGCUGAAUAUAUGGGAUUGGGAAAGUUGAAUCAAAGACUUAAGGAUCCGACACUUCAAGGACAUUUUGCGGAACUGUUUCCAAGAGAUAAUCCAAAGAACACUAGGUUUUCAAUUAAUUUUUUCACCUCAAUUGGGUUAGGUGGUUUGACUGAUGAAUUGAGAGAGCAUUUGAAAAAUUUGCCAAAGAACAUGCCAACAGUGACUAAAGAGGAAAGCAGCUCUAGUUCUUCUUCCAGUUCCAGUGAAGAUGGUAGUAGUUCAGAUUCAAGUGAGGAGGAAUCGGAAGAUGAGAAGACAAAAAAAAAAGAUAAACAGAAAAUAUCCAAAUCAUCACAAGAAAGACCCAGAGAUAAAACACAGAGGACUGGCAGAGAUGAAACUAACAAAAGAAGGUCUAGAGAAGAUGAAGCAAACUAUCGUAAACAAUCUAGAAGAAGGGAAGAACGAAAUAAUUCAGAAGAAAGGGAAAACCGAGAGAGGUCUCGACAUAAUGACCAAAAUAAAGACAGAAGAAGGGAUUAUGAAUGGGUCAAAAGUAGAUACGAAGAUAAUAUUGGUCAGUUGAAGGAUAGAAGGAGAGCAUUUGAAAGACCUAGAGGAAAAGAUGAUAGAGUAAAAGAAGAAAAAAAUAGAAGGUCAAGGUCGAGAGAUAGGGUUAGGGUGAAAGAUGAGGAUGACAGAAGUAAAGACAGGGAGUAUCGUCACAGAAGGAAUCGUGAAAGGCAACGAAGUUAAAAAGUACUUUUAUUUAUUAUGAUGCUAUUAUUAAAAUAAAUUUAAUUUUUUGAGGUUUAGGAUUGAAGAACUUACAUGUUAUAGAAGCUUAUUUAUUUUAUAAUGAUGUUUUGUUAAGCAAUUUUUACUUUUAUCAAGCUUAAGAGAACAGGAACAAGUAAUAACCAAUAGUGGUGUUAUAAUGUUUACAUAAAACAACCAAAUAGUUCUGUGACAAGCUUGAUAAGGUUAAUUAUUUAUUGAUAUGUCGUUCAUAAAGAGGAUUCGAACAUGCUAGUCCUUUGAUUGCCAGUAAACCCAACAACAAUAAACUAAAAUUUAAACCAUAAUAUAAUAUGGAUGUGCUGUAAUUGUUGUAAAUAAAAAAAUAUAGAAUUGGUAUAAAUUUGAGAUUGGUCUUUCUUUCAGGAAACUCACAGCCAUAGUUGCAAAAUCCUUGGACAAAUGGAACCGAGUGCACUCUGCACUUGUUUCCUUUUUAAAUGGUUCCUAAGAUUACUUCUUUUCUACCUCUUCAACAAGUUUUACAAGUCACUACAAAAAUUGUAAA